Molecule: messenger RNA, 1326 nt
Organism: Notothenia coriiceps (black rockcod)
Lineage: Eukaryota; Metazoa; Chordata; Actinopteri; Perciformes; Nototheniidae
Exons: 2
Coding region: 195-938 (247 amino acids)
Source: RefSeq, a predicted model, not a curated record
CAAACUAAGGGUACACAGACUCAAAUGUUGUUGUUUUCCACCAGGUCAGAGCCCAUGGAUCAGCAGACGGAGAGGCUUCAGCUCAAAGGUCCCAGGUUAAAAACAUCUUAGGCAUUAGCAGAUCUUCGAGGAUUGGCUGGAUCAUCCACAGCUUCCUGAACCUGGUCCCUGGCGUCGCCAACGACCAGGAGAAGAUGGCCGAGACGACAGAGCACCACGACAACUGGCUGAAGCUGGAGCUGAUCGACCAUUACGAGAGGAUGACCAAGAAGAAGAGGAUGAGUUCAGCGUCGAUGCAGCAGUGGCUGGCGGGAGCUGCGGUUCAUCUGCACAUGAGGAUUCACCAGGUCCGUCUUCACUCUGUUCCUUUGGGAUCAGCAGAGUCGCUGCGUUUCUCCUAUAAGUCGGCGUUGAGUCACCUGGUGCAAGGAUACACAUCCUAUCUGCACAGAAACAUCCAGGAGACUCCAGCAUCCAGGAAACCCAGAGCAAGGAUCGUCAGUCGACCAGAAAAUACAAAUAUCAGCUGCUCAAGUAAUCACAUUUCUAAUAAUAGCCUGGUUAACUUGAAUGAGACUGGCACACCCAAUAUCACAGCAGGAAACAACAGACGUUGUAUAACAAACACACCCAGCGGAGACUUUGGAUCUAAGGUGACAAACAGAAGCAAGGUGACUGUUGGAGUGAACAGAGAGACACUCAAUGAUUCGAUUCGAUACGAGGACGUUCAGGGUCUGAUAGUUAUCGAGCCGUGGAGGAAUGUGAGUCACGAUGUGCAGCAUCACCCAUGUAAGUCUCCGGCCAUACAACAAGCUCUGGUGACGCGUAUAAUAAACGCUCAGGACCUCGAGAGGAACAGAAACUUCUUCCUGUACCAAGAGAAGGUUCUCCUCAGCUUUCUCAGGCAGAGUGACGACUUCGAGCUGAAGACAAAUUAGACAGAAUUAGAAAGUAACUAAGUAGGCAUUUGGUACAGUACUUAGUGGAGUAGAAGCACAAAGCAGCAUACAAUGGAAAUACUAAAGUACAAGUAUCUCAACAUUUUUGCUUAAGUAGCCUACAGUACUUACGUAAAUGUACUUACCGUAGUUACUUUACACCACUGGGUUUUGAUAAUCAAAAUCUUGUGUAUGGGAAAAGUUUGACAUGUUGGGAAAUGGACUUAUUGAAUACAUUUCAGACAGUUAGAUUUGAAAAAUAAUCAUCUCUAAAGUUAAAUAAUUAACACGUUACAUGUGGUUUGUUGUGUUUUAUUUUCCAUGGUUGCCAGUCCAACUGUUUUCUUUCUUCUUCAUACGGAAAUAUAAGGAAUACAAUAAGUAACAU